Parnassius apollo (apollo) is the source of this 543-nucleotide messenger RNA. The record is from the annotation of a GenBank genome assembly. Lineage: Eukaryota; Metazoa; Arthropoda; Insecta; Lepidoptera; Papilionidae.
AUGAUAAAUUUUUACAGAGAACACAUACCUAAAGCCGCUGAAAUCCAAGCACUACUUCACGCCUACCUUCACAACACGAAGAAAAAAGAUAAAACGUCAAUCGAAUGGAACGAUGAAGCCACGAAGGCAUUUGAAGCUUGUAAAGUUGCGAUCCAAAAUGCAGCAUUACUCGCUCACCCAUCACAUGAAGCAACCCUUGCUAUCUUCAGCGACGCAUCCGACCUCUCAGCCGGAGCCGUUCUCCAACAACACAGCAAUGGGAAAUGGCAACCACUUGGCUAUUUUUCGAAGAAGUUCUCCGAUACUCAACGUAACUACAGUACAUUCGACCGAGAGCUACUCGCUAUUUACAUGGCUAUCAAGCACUUCAGAAAAACGUUCGAGGGUCGAAACCUGAUCGUUUUUACCGACCACAAGCCAUUAAUAUAUGUACUUCCAAAGAAACCAUUACUAUCGGAAACACCACGAAGAGCAAGACAACUUAUUUUCAUAAGUGAAUUCACGACCGACAUACGUCACGUCACAGUGGAAAGGACAACAUAG